AUGGUAGUACACAACCCAAACAACUGGCAUUGGAUAGAUAAAAACUGUUUACCAUGGACAAAAGAAUAUUUCAAUGAUAAUAUUGUUAAUACCACAUUUGAAAAUGAUACUUAUAAACUUGUGCUAACCUCAGUAGAUUCAAUCACGGGAGAUUGUGAUGUUACUCAAAGAAAAGGAAAAGUGUUGUGUAUUUUUGAUUUAAAAUUACAAUUCUCAAUCGAUAUUGAAGAAAAGAACGAAGAGGAAGAGAAUAAAAAGGGAACUGCUAGUAUUACUAUACCUGAGUUCAUUCAUGAUGAUGAUGAUUAUGAAAUCGAAAUCACUUCUGCAUUGUUUAAACAACCAGUUAAAACUCAUUUUGUUCCAAUAUUAAAGGAGAAAUUACAGAAAUUUCAACCAGCUUUAUUAGAAGCUCAUGCUAAAGACGUUCAACAUGCAUCUGAUUAA
Messenger RNA from Hemisphaericaspora subhashii, 447 nucleotides. RefSeq names its product Hch1p (gene HCH1). Gene Ontology annotation, cellular component: cytosol. The record is from RefSeq and is a predicted model, not a curated record. Bases 1 to 447 code for a protein of 148 amino acids. Gene Ontology annotation, biological process: protein folding; positive regulation of ATP-dependent activity. Gene Ontology annotation, molecular function: protein-folding chaperone binding; ATPase activator activity. The transcript is spliced from 2 exons. NCBI's taxonomy places the organism in Eukaryota, Fungi, Ascomycota, Pichiomycetes, Serinales, Debaryomycetaceae.